AUGUCGCACAAACUCGCAAAUAAGAACAUCCUACUUAUCGGCGGCACAUCCGGCAUCGGAUUUGCUGUCGCUAAAGAGGCCCUAGCAGAAGGCGCAAACGUGACCAUUAGUUCAUCCUCUGAGAAAAGAGUAUCCGAGGCUGUCAUUGCUCUUCAGUCCAGCACGUCAGCAAGAGCAUCUUUGGUGCGCAGCUAUGUGGCCGACCUGUCUGUCAAAGACCUACUGGAGAAAACCAUUGAGCAGCUCCUUCAGUAUGCCGCGCAACCAUCUUCUAUUGAUCAUAUUGUCUUCACUGCAGGUGAUGUACCUCCACUGGUGCCUCUAUCAGAAUCUUCUUUCGAAGACUUCGAUGCAUUUCUACCUGUGCGGUUCUACGGGGCGAUGGCAGUCGGCAAAUACGCACCGAAGUAUAUGACUGCCACCAAGAGUUCGUCGAUUACUUUGACGACGGGUACCCAAAGCAAGAAGCCCACCGGAUGGGUCCAGCCCGCCAUUACUGGUGCCAUAGAUGGGCUGAUGAAGGGGUUGGCUUUCACACUUUCCCCGGUUCGUGUCAACGCCGUCUCCCCGGGCUUCAUCCUUACGGAGUUGGUCGAGCGACUACCAAAGGAGAUGAAAGAAGGAGCAGUUGAAAAAUACAAACGGAAAUCUCUGACAAGAGAUAUCGGGUAUCCCGAGGAUACGGCCCAGGCAUAUCUGUAUCUUAUGAAAGACUACUUCGUGACGGGAUCAACAGUGGCUACCAACGGCGGUGCUUGGCUGGUUUAG
Messenger RNA from Penicillium macrosclerotiorum, 768 nucleotides. RefSeq lists its product as uncharacterized. Bases 1 to 768 code for a protein of 255 amino acids. The record is from RefSeq and is a predicted model, not a curated record. NCBI's taxonomy places the organism in Eukaryota, Fungi, Ascomycota, Eurotiomycetes, Eurotiales, Aspergillaceae. Gene Ontology annotation, molecular function: oxidoreductase activity. The transcript has a single exon.